Molecule: messenger RNA, 693 nt
Organism: Trichophyton verrucosum HKI 0517
Lineage: Eukaryota; Fungi; Ascomycota; Eurotiomycetes; Onygenales; Arthrodermataceae
Exons: 1
Coding region: 1-693 (230 amino acids)
Biological process (GO): L-phenylalanine catabolic process; glutathione metabolic process
Cellular component (GO): cytoplasm; mitochondrion
Molecular function (GO): maleylacetoacetate isomerase activity; glutathione transferase activity
Source: RefSeq, a predicted model, not a curated record
AUGUCCUCGUCCAACGUCAAGUUUCAGCUCUAUACAUACUUCCGGUCUUCAUGUGCUGGCCGCCUCCGGAUCGCCCUCAACCUGAAAUCGACGCCCUAUGAACCGAUCUUCGUUAACCUGUUGAAAGGAGAGCAGCUCUCCGAUGAACACAAAGAGAUCAAUCCUAACGCUACUGUGCCGGUUCUUUUAUCCACACACCAGGAGAAUGGCAAGAGCACAACAUUUAAAGUCACCCAGUCUCUUGCGGCAUUAGAGUAUCUAGAAGAGUCACUACCGAACACGCGUGCCCUCCUCCCACCGGUAUCUAACCCCGAGGCUCGGGCUCAAGCGCGUGAAUUGGCGCUGUUGAUUGCAACAGAUAUUCAGCCCGUGACCAAUCUUCGCGCUCAGAAGAAAGUGAAGCAGUUGGAUGCCGAUGCGACCAAGUGGGCACUGGAGUUUUCCGUUGCCGGAUUCACGGCAUUUGAGAAAACCGUUGUUCAUUCUGCCGGGAAAUUCUGUGUGGGAGACGAGAUUACGCUAGCUGAUGUGUGUUUGGUGCCUGCUGUGUGGUCUGCAGAGCGGGUGGGCUUGAAGCUUGCCGACUACCCAACUACCAAGAGGAUCUAUGACUUGAUGUUGGAGGAAGCAGCCGUCAAGGAGGCAUUCUGGCAAAACCAACCCGAUACGCCCGAGGAAUUGAGGAUGAAGUAA